AUGACGCAACACAGAGUCGCCCAAGACUGCACAGAUGUCGGUCCAGAAUGUUCUGUCGAGGAUACCAUUUAUGGCUACAGGCCAAAUCUCGGUGUCAGUGCAUUUUUCGUGGGCAUCUUCGCACUUGUCGCAAUCGCCCAACUCGGCCUUGGCUUCAAAAAGCGAACAUAUUUCUACAGUAUCGCCAUUGCAAUGGGCUGCAUCGGUGAAGCAAUCGGGUACGGAGGAAGAAUAAUGAUGCACCCAAACCCAUACGACGAUACAGGAUUCACGAUGCAAAUCUCCUGCUUGAUCUUCGCGCCUGCUUUCGUGGCCGCGGGAAUCUACCUCACUCUCAAGCACCUCGUCCUCGCUUUCGGCCAAGAGCGCUCCCGUAUCCAAGCACGUUGGUACACAUGGAUCUUCAUCACAUGCGACUUCUUCUCAUUGUUGCUUCAAGCCAUUGGUGGUGGCAUGGCUGGUAGUGCAGGCGAUGAUGCCGACCUCCGCGACCUCGGAACCAAUUUGAUGAUUGCUGGUAUCGUCUUGCAAGUCGCUACCCUCAUCGCCUUCGCAUCUCUCGUUAUCGACUACGUCGUACGGACACGCUUUGCAUGGGAGGCGGUCGACCCGGAGGCAAAGGCCCUUCUCGCACAGAAGAAGUUCAAGGGUUUCGUGUCGGCUGUCGUCAUUGCUUUCUUGACCGUGUUCUUCAGAUGUGUAUACAGAAUCGCUGAGAUGGUUGGAGGAUGGGCGAAUCCAAUUAUGCGGGAUGAGAUCUCCUUCAUCAUCAUGGAGGGAGUUAUGAUUCUCGUCGCUGUUCUUGUUCUGACUGUUUUCCAUCCCGGAUACUGCUUCCCGCAAAAGCAAAGCCUCGUGGCGAAAACUGCUUCGCUUGAGGCAGGGAGCGACAGCGAGGUCAUGCGCCAACAAGAGAAGAAUGUUCGUUCGGCCAUGUAG
Molecule: messenger RNA, 939 nt
Organism: Cadophora gregata
Lineage: Eukaryota; Fungi; Ascomycota; Leotiomycetes; Helotiales; Ploettnerulaceae
Exons: 2
Coding region: 1-939 (312 amino acids)
Cellular component (GO): plasma membrane; fungal-type vacuole
Source: RefSeq, a predicted model, not a curated record